This is a messenger RNA of Exophiala bonariae, 1092 nucleotides long. RefSeq lists its product as uncharacterized. The record is from RefSeq and is a predicted model, not a curated record. The coding region runs from base 1 to 1092 and encodes 363 amino acids. The transcript has a single exon. Lineage: Eukaryota; Fungi; Ascomycota; Eurotiomycetes; Chaetothyriales; Herpotrichiellaceae.
AUGGUCCUAGCUAUUGGCGGUCUGAAUGCGAAUGAUUCGGUAGGAAUAUUUCAGGCAGAAGAACUUCACACACAAGCUUUGUCAAUGCUCAGUUGUGUAUUGGAGGAGGUAUCAUUACGAUCGGUACAAUGCGUCAUAUUGCUCACCAUAUUCUACGGACUCAAAGUCAUGCCUACGAAAGCGCAAGAAUACCUUUCGAUAGGCUCCAUCAAAAUGCAAAACCUGAUGGAGAUACGACCGGUCAACAAGACAGUGGAUGAAUCAGGAGACCUAAUUUAUGAUCUAGAAGAAUACGAAACACGGGCGUUUUGGGCCUUAUUCAUAUUAGAAAGUGAAUAUGCCGGUACGCUACAUUUUGCCAAAACAGGAUUGUCUUCCUAUGCGAGCAACAUGAGAUUUCCCUCCCUCAGAGAAGAGCCGUAUCAUUGGCAAGGAUCUCCAGAAUCAGAAUCAUCUGGCAUUGAUGAGCCAGACCCUCACUUCCUGGCGGAAAUAGGGGUGAGAAAGAUAAUCGACAGGACAUGCUACACGUUCAACAACUCAGAUUCGCCCACUACUAAUCGCACACCGUUUGCGCCCAUUGUUGCAAAAGAAUUGCAAUCUCAGCUCGACGAAUGGUAUCUUUGUUUGCCAGAUUCCAUCAAAUUUGACAAGUCGAAAUGGCCAGCGACCAACACAAGACACAGCACUCGAGCACUCAUCAGAGCACAAUAUUUCGCCACGGUCAUACUGAUGUAUUGGCCGUGUAUUAUGGAAAUAAUCAUGACUGGGGAGUGCCAGACUCAGGAGCACCGAGAUGCAUUUAAAACAGCCAUUGACUCAUACAUCCAACUAGUCUUGUGUGGAACAAGUGUUCGACUUUCAGAGUUGCCAACGGCAUGGCCCCAUGCUAUAAGCAUAUUUGCCAUGUCAGCAACAAUUAUGCGCAUGACUCAGAGGACUACGCUCGCUUACGACAAACCCGAUGAACUGGAAUCUAGUAUUCAACAUGCUUUUGCUUUUCUUGAAUCAAUGAUUCAGUGCAGUCCUAGCAUUAGGUACUUCACAAUGAUCUUACAUGACUUGCACGAUUCUCGAAGUCACUCGAAUUAG